AUGGGGAGUGUGGAUUUGAUUCAGGCAAAGAAUUGGAUCGAGGAGAUUGAGAAGAUUCUAGAUGUCUUGAACUGCACUAAGAAGCAAAAGGUAGCCUUUGCGACGUUCAAGCUGACGGGCAAAGCAGAGAGGUUGUGGAAGUUAGUUAAGAUGCUUGAAGAGCAUCGACUUACUCCUAUGGUUCUAAUGUGGGCUCGGUUCAAAGAUAUAUUCUUUGAAUGGUAUUUUCUAACCACGGUAAAAAAUGCCAAGAUGGAGGAAUUCAUAAGUCUGGAACAAGGGCAGCUAUCAGUUCAGCAGUAUGUUGCCAAAUUCCAGGAGCUAUCCCAUUUUGCUUCAUUCAUGAUUCCGGACGAGGCAAAGAAGGCUUGGAAGUUUCAGAGGGGCUUGAAGAAGGAGAUUAGGAAGCAGACUGUGAUUUGGCAGAUGCAGGACUUUGCUACUUUGGUAGAUAAAGCCACCAUAGCAGAAGAAAGCCUGCAGGAGGACCUUGAGGUUCAGGUUCCAAAGAAGAGGCUAGCGCCUCCUAGUUCAUCCUCUAGCUCAAGGUGGGGUAACUGGAAGAAGACCAACAGUGGUGUUUCUUAG
Malania oleifera is the source of this 588-nucleotide messenger RNA. RefSeq lists its product as uncharacterized. The record is from RefSeq and is a predicted model, not a curated record. The transcript has a single exon. Lineage: Eukaryota; Viridiplantae; Streptophyta; Magnoliopsida; Santalales; Ximeniaceae. Bases 1 to 588 code for a protein of 195 amino acids.